UGGAAACAAGUUGGCUCCUCAAAGCUUGUGGCCAAUCGGGAGCUGUAAUCAAUGGCGAAUCGUACGGACCCAUCGGCAAAGAGCAUAAGGGGAACAAACCCACAAAACCUAGUUGAGAAGAUAUUGAGGUCUAAGAUUUACCAAAACACCUAUUGGAAGGAGCAAUGUUUCGGACUUACAGCAGAGACGCUUGUGGACAAAGCCAUGGAGCUGGAUCACCUCGGCGGCACACACGGCGGCAACCGCAAGCCCACGCCUUUCAUUUGCCUCGUCAUGAAGAUGCUCCAGAUUCAGCCUGAUAAAGAAAUCGUCGUCGAAUUCAUCAAAAAUGAAGAUUAUAAAUAUGUACGAGUAUUGGGAGCCUUUUACUUGCGACUUACAGGCACAGAUAUUGAUGUGUACCGUUAUCUAGAGCCUUUGUACAACGACUACAGGAAACUGAGACGCAAAUUAGGUGAUGGGCAAUAUGCGUUGACACAUGUGGAUGAGGUUAUCGACGAACUCUUGACAAAAGAUUAUUCCUGUGAUAUUGCUCUGCCACGCAUAAAGAAAAGGCUUACUAUUGAAGCCAUUGGUGCUCUAGAACCUAGAAAAAGUGCACUUGAAGAUGAUUUUGAGGAGGAAGAGGAAAAGGAUGAGGAUGACCAGCUCAUGGAUACAGAUAUUGGGUCUCACGAUAAGGAUUACUAUCGUGGACAAAGCCCAACAAGGGAAAGAGGCCGAGAUAGGAAACGUGACAGCCAUAGACAUAGGGAGCGAGAUCAUGAAAGAGAAUAUGAGAGAGAUUAUGAAAGGGAUCGUGGAAGAGGACGUGAUAGGGAUAGGGAUAGGGAUAGAGACAGGGAGCGGUAUCGUGAAAGGGAUUAUAGAGAACGGGAAAGGGAGAGGGAAGGUAGGGAAAGGGAUAGACGUGACAGGGAGCGUGGAAGCAGGAGGAGGAGCCCAUCACGGAGCAGAAGCAGAAGUAGGGAUAGAGAUAGAGACAGAAAGGAUCGUGAUCAUGAUGGUGAAGAACGACGCAGGCGGCAUGCACGUGAUAACAGCAGUAGCCCUAGAAGAGGGGCAGCAGAGGAUGAAAAGCCCCCAAAGAAGAAGAAAGAGAAGGAGAAGAAGAAGGAUGAUGGAACGGACCAUCCGGAUCCAGAAAUUGCUGAAGCUAACAGGAUACGUGCAUCGCUCGGUAUGAAGCCUCUGAAGCUAUGAUAUGUAAAUGUAAGUGAUGCAGGCAUAUUUGUCAUUAUGCAUAUCGUGAAAUAAAAAUGUUGUAAUUUUCAUGAAAUGUAACAAUGAAUGAGGAGGAGAUUUUGGAAUUGGAACAUGGCUGCUACUGCUGCUGAUUCUUCU
Messenger RNA from Cynara cardunculus var. scolymus (artichoke), 1344 nucleotides. Its product is annotated as pre-mRNA-splicing factor 38. The transcript is spliced from 6 exons. Gene Ontology annotation, cellular component: precatalytic spliceosome. The record is from RefSeq and is a predicted model, not a curated record. Lineage: Eukaryota; Viridiplantae; Streptophyta; Magnoliopsida; Asterales; Asteraceae. The coding region runs from base 52 to 1203 and encodes 383 amino acids.